UUAUUUGCCAUGAAACCUCCACAGGAACAUUAUCCUUCUAAGGCUGAUAUGAGGUGUGCAACGUUUAUGUACGACAGGAUUGCAAGACGGCGUCUCGCACAGCCGUAGUGUUUUGGGGCUGUCAGUGUGAUGCGCUUUUUCCACGUUUAACGGGAAUUUUUAGAAAGGAGAAAAAAAUGGGAACAUGCACCGCGAUGGGAACGAUGAAAAUCACACCAGAACUACUGAAGCAGCUGCUUCAAGUUUACAACCUGACACGCCAAGACUUCAUUCACACUUACAACGUGCUGCCGCUCGUCUAUACUCCCGAGUUGCCGUCAAGCGCAAAAACGACAUUUGUCAUCAUGUAUGCCAUCAUUUUCGUCCUGGCACUGGUGGGAAACAGUCUGGUGGUUUACAUAGUUUCACGGAAGCGAGCAGUGCAGAGUGCUACCAACAUCUUCAUCUGCUCCCUGGCGGUGAGCGAUCUGCUCAUCACCUUCUUCUGCAUCCCUUUCACCUUGCUGCAGUACAUCUCUUCCGAGUGGCUUGGGGGGGUCCUGGUAUGUAAAUCUGUCCCCUUCGUCCAGACAGUGGCUAUAGUUACUGGUAUUCUUACCAUGACCAGUAUUGCCGUGGAGAGGUACCAGGGCAUCGUUCAUCCGCUGAAGAUGAAGAGGCAGUACACGCCGCAAAGAGCUUACAAAGUGCUAGGGCUAGUUUGGACGGCAGCUGUGAUUGUUGGAUCCCCAAUGCUGUUUGUGCAAAAACUGGAGGUGAAGUACGACUUCCUGUACGACCGUCACCAUGUCUGCUGCCAGGAAUGCUGGCACUCGCCCGCUCACCGCCGCGCGUACGCCACCUUCAUCCUGGUGGUGCUGUUCCUGCUGCCCCUAGCGACCAUGCUCAUCCUUUACACGAGGAUCGGGAUCGAGCUAUGGAUACACAAACAGGUCGGGGACUCCUCCGUGCUGAACGCCAUGAACCACAGCGAAGUCAACAAGAUUUCAAGGAAGAAGAAGCGGGCCGUUAAGAUGAUGGUCACCAUCGUCCUACUCUUCACCGUUUGCUGGGCCCCAUUCCAUACAGUGCACAUGCUGUUUGAGUACAACGACCUGGAGAAGCGCUACGAUGAAGUGACCCUGAACACGGUCAUCGCCAUCGUGCAGGCUGUGGGCUUUUUCAACUCGUUUAACAACCCCGUCGUGUACGCCUUCAUGAACGAGAACUUCAAGAAGCACUGCAAGUCUGCGCUCUCCUGCUGCCUGCCGCGGCCUGGUCCGCCCCUGCUCGCCGCCACGGGGGGGCCCAGACUCGGCGCACAUUUCGCCAGGUGGGACACCUCCCUCAGAGACCGACCCAAACUCAUCAGCGAGGGGAAUGUGGCCGAGUGUGUGGUGUUGCGCACGGCGCGCACAGAAACCUCGACUGCGUUCGUGGAGGAGAAGGUGUCAGCCGUCAACUCGGAGCUGCCUGCCAGCUGCUAUAUCGCCUCAUAAUACACACUUUGAACAGUGGGAAACACUACAAAAUGUCUGUGCUGCAGCAAGUUAAAAGAGGUACUUAAUGAUUGUGUAAAAACGACUGUGAUACUUCAUGAUAUUCCAAGGAUUUCCGCUACCACGCAUCUUGAUGAGAAAUUAACCAAGGCAGCUGCUGUAAGAAUAUUUUCCUUGGUAUUUUUAGAUUGCAAUAUUCUGCAGGGUCUUUAACAAUGUAUAAUAUUAACCUGUUUAAAAAACGAUUCCUCCAAAGAGGGAUGCUGUUAGCAUUCUGAAUAUAAACUGUAAUUACUGAAACCGGUAACAUGCAAAAUGAUUGAGCAAAU
Molecule: messenger RNA, 1807 nt
Organism: Brienomyrus brachyistius
Lineage: Eukaryota; Metazoa; Chordata; Actinopteri; Osteoglossiformes; Mormyridae
Product: pyroglutamylated RF-amide peptide receptor-like
Exons: 6
Coding region: 177-1478 (433 amino acids)
Biological process (GO): G protein-coupled receptor signaling pathway
Cellular component (GO): membrane
Molecular function (GO): peptide binding; neuropeptide Y receptor activity
Source: RefSeq, a predicted model, not a curated record